Chrysochloris asiatica (Cape golden mole) is the source of this 605-nucleotide messenger RNA. It is a transcript of the gene TTC36, whose product is annotated as tetratricopeptide repeat domain 36. The transcript is spliced from 3 exons. Gene Ontology annotation, biological process: cilium assembly. Lineage: Eukaryota; Metazoa; Chordata; Mammalia; Afrosoricida; Chrysochloridae. The record is from RefSeq and is a predicted model, not a curated record. Bases 25 to 588 code for a protein of 187 amino acids. Gene Ontology annotation, molecular function: protein binding.
UUUUGGAAUCUGGAGUUGUGCGCCAUGGGAACUCCAAAUGAUCAGGCAGUGUUGCAGGCCAUCUUCAACCCUAACACCCCAUUUGGAGAUGUUGCAGGUUUGGACAUGGGAGAGGAAGCAGAGGACGAAGAUGAAGAUGGAAUUUUCCCUGGAGAACAACUGGAACAGUCAAAGGCCCUGGAGCUCCAGGGGGUGAUGGCAGCAGAGGCUGGGGACUUCAGCACAGCCCUGGAGAGGUUUGGACAAGCCAUCUGCCUGCUGCCUGAGAGGGCCUCUGCCUACAACAACCGCGCCCAGGCCCGGCGACUCCAGGGAGAUGUGGCAGGCGCCCUGGAGGACCUAGAGCGUGCAGUGGAGCUGAGCGGAGGUCGGGGUCGCGCCGCCCGCCAGGGCUUCGUGCAGCGCGGACUCCUGGCGCGGCUGCAGGGCCGAGACGACGACGCCAGGAGGGACUUCGAGCUGGCGGCGCGGCUGGGGAGCCCCUUUGCGCGACGCCAGCUGGUGCUGCUCAAUCCGUACGCCGCGCUGUGCAACCGCAUGCUGGCCGACAUGAUGGGGCAGCUGCGCGGCACUCGCAAUGGGCGAUGAGCGCGAGGACGCUGGCG